UGUUAAGAAAAUCUGUGUAGCGCACGCUCAGCGGCUGGGGAGGCAGAGGCAGAAGGAUCUCGAGUUCAGAGCCAGCCUCAGCAACAGGGAGACGCUAAAAGGAGCUGCGGAUGGGCUCAGUGGAUGAGUUCAAUCUAAAAGUCAAGCUGUGUGGAGGGGCUGGGGCUGAGGCUCAGUGGUAGAGCUCUUGCCUAGCUUGAGUGACACACUGGGUUCGAUUGUCAGCACCAUAUAUAAAUAAAUAUAAUAAAGAUACAUUGACAACUAAAAAAAAUUUUUUUAAAUAGCCAUGUAGAGAAAUUCGUGUCCAAAAGAUGGGAGAGGGUGCAUUUCUGAAAGAUGGAUGCUAAAAGCAGAGGUGCAUAAGCAUUGGGGACUGCAAAGAGUUUGGAUGAAACAUUCAGAGAGAAUAAGCUGGGGUCCGUGUGAACCCAGAAUGUAGCACUGAAAAAUGCCCUUUUUGGAGUGGUGUAAUGCUUGAAGUGACAAUAGCUUUCUUUUAUUCAUAAAAUAUCAAAUAUGUUAAGGAUUUGGUACCAACAUGUAAGUUAGAGGGGUCACCUGGGAAAACAGUUAUGGAUGGGGUGGCGAAGAGGGAAGCUGUCCUGGGGUGAGUUCAGUAGGGAGAAGAGGAGGUAGAGAUUGUAGGUAUAUGUGUAAUGGGCUCACUUGAUGCUUUGACUAGAUCCCUUGGGGCUUUGAAAUUUAUGUGUUUUGUUCUUUUUUCCAACCUUCUUCUUGACCCUCCUCCCUGAUCUUUUCCCUAACCUUCUCCUUCCUGACCUUCUCCUCAUCUUCUUUUCCCUAACUUUUUCCCUGAUCUUCUCCUUCCUGAUCUCUCUUCCUAAGCUAUCAAAGCAAUAUACCUUCUUUUUCCCUUUUCUCAAAACCAGGUCUUUGUUAUUGAAUUGACAUCUGGGACAAAGAACAAGCUUUCAGCAACAUAUGUAUGAAUUCAUUCAAAGAUAAAGUUCCCACUUAUGUGUAGUAGACAACUCUUGGAGAAUUUGGACUAUGAAAGGCAACAGAAGUGAGGUGGGAGGGAGAGGAGUAUAUGGAAUAAGGGAAGACUUUUUAGAAUGGAAGAUUUACAACAUGUGUACAUGCUCAUGGGAACAGUCCAGUAGUGAGGAAAAGAAGGGUAAUACAGAUGAGUCCAACCAAAGUAGCAGAAUCUUUGAGAAGGGAAUUAUAUGUAGUAGAUAACCAGGAGUUUGGUAGACAACAGCUAUGAGAAGUAGGAGAAAACUUAAGUAAGAACAUUGAAGGUCAAAAAAAAAAAAAAGGCAAUUGCUGGAAGAAUGCAAAGGAGGAGCUCAUUAAAGAGGUGUUUUGAAGAUAAAUCAAUAAAAAUUGUCAUAUAUUAGGUUGAUGAGGGGAAAGGAAGACAUUUCCUAGAUAAGGUAGUCAAGAGAAGAUGUUCUUUUGUAAAAUACAAAUAUGAGAACAAGUUUGAGCAGAAGUUGGUUUAAUACAAGUGGAAUGGGAAUUGCCUGUGAUAUAACCAUGUAGAUAUGUCCAGUAGACUCUGGAGCCCAAAAACUUGUCAUGUGGUGUAGGUUGGCCGUUUGAAGUCACGGGAGAGUGUGUGUGUUUAAUGUGAAAAGAUCAUGCCAACCUCAGGAAGUGGAUAGAAAGGAGACCAACAAAGCAAAUGGAAAGAAGCCCAAGAGAUUUCUUUUAUAGAUUGUUUACAGACUUUAUACUUGCUUUCCAGCUUCCUUGAGUAUUGUUUUCCCAGGUUUCUCUAUGACUGUCCUUUACCACUUGAAGAUAGUGACUCAUCACUUGAAGUGAAGCCUGGAUCACCCUAUUUAAAAUUGCAUCCAACUACAUAUAAACCUGCUCCCAUUCAUUCACUGUAUUUUUCUUCGUAGAACUAACACUGUAUAUUUUGCUCUUUAUUUUUAUUACAGGUAAACUACUCCCUCACUGGAAUGGAAGUUCCACAAGAGCAGGAACUUAGUUUGUUUUACUACAUGAAAGACCAGCAGUAUCUGUUGGAAAUGUUGGACAGCUUGCAAUAGAUCUAAUCAUUUCUACAUUGAACAUGCGUAAAAUUGGCUACUUCUAUACCGAUUGCCUGGUGCCAAUAGUUGGGAACAAUCCAUAUGCAACUGAAGAAGACAAUUCAACAGAGCUCAGUACAAAUGCUGAAGUAUAUUCAUUGCCUUCAAAGAAGCUUGUGGCUCUUCAGUUAAGAUCCAUUUUUAUCAAGUAUAAAUCCAAGUCAUUCUGUGAAAAGCUGCUCUCCUGGGUGCAAAGCAGUGGCUGUGCCAAAGUCAUCGUCCUUUCAAGUACUCAUUCCUACCAGCGCAAUGAUCUCCAGCUGCGCAGUACUCCCUUCCGGUACCUGCUUACACCUUCUGUGCAAAAAAAUGUUCAAAGUAAAAUACAGAGCCUUAACUGGCAAGAAAUGGAAAAAAGUCCAUGCAUCCCUCAAAUGGAUGAUUCUGAGUUUUGUGUCCGUGUUCCAGGAGGAGGGAUCACAAAAACACUCUAUGAUGAAAGCUGUUCUAAAGAAAUCCAAAUGGUGGUUCUGCUGAAAUUUGUUUCAGAGGGAGACAAUAUCCCAGAUGCACUAGGUCUUGUGGAGUAUCUUAAUGAAUGGCUUCAGAUAAUCAAACCAUGUAGUGUUAACCCUGCAACAUCUGCCUUGCCGUGGAAAAUUCCAAGUUCUUGGAGGUUACUCUUUGGCAGUGGUCUUCCCCCUGCACUGUUUUGAUCUGUUUCUUGUUUUAUACCUUAUUUAUACACUUAUGCCAGCACAACUGUUAUUUAACAGCUGUUAAAUAAUCUGUAUAAAGAAUGUGACUUUGCAAGGGUACGUUAGAAAAAGGAUGAGCAAAAGAUCUUUGGCUGUACUUUUCAUCACAUGUAACAAAUGUAAAUUUCAUAUAGUAAAAUUUUAUUUCUGGACUGA
Ictidomys tridecemlineatus (thirteen-lined ground squirrel) is the source of this 2923-nucleotide messenger RNA. The record is from RefSeq and is a predicted model, not a curated record. NCBI's taxonomy places the organism in Eukaryota, Metazoa, Chordata, Mammalia, Rodentia, Sciuridae.